Molecule: messenger RNA, 1964 nt
Organism: Bufo gargarizans (Asiatic toad)
Lineage: Eukaryota; Metazoa; Chordata; Amphibia; Anura; Bufonidae
Product: tubulin polyglutamylase TTLL11-like
Exons: 2
Coding region: 225-551 (108 amino acids)
Source: RefSeq, a predicted model, not a curated record
UUGCCUGAACGGUUUGUCCGCUGAGAACGGGUUAGGGUUAAUUCUCUGAAUCUGGAGAACAUUGAAUCUGCUGGAAAUCCCAAUGGUCCGGGGCCGAGGUGCACAUAGAGCAGGACACACGCAGUUUGGCGGCAUUUUAUGUUUGGCUGUGCAGAUUGAAGGUUUGUUGGUGACUCUUGUCUUCUCUGUGCAGGAGCUGUCAGCUGAGUGGUGGCAGCUUCUCCAUGGCGGCCGGUGACAUCCUGUACAUUGAUAUAACGCGGCGGUGGAACAGCCACGAGCACAAAGAGUCCGGGAUGUGUCUGCAGGCGUUCUUCGAGGCUUUCUUCCACUUGGCGCAGUGGCGUUAUAAAGGACGAGCGCUUCAUGAGAAGGUGCAGUCCCUGAUGGAAUUCUGUGAAUGUCAGCUGGACUCGGUGGAGGAGAAGAGACUGCUUUGCAGCAGGGCACUGGCUGUACAGAGAAACGCCAGCUUUCACAGGACCUCCUAUCCGGUGCACCACGCCAGUGCGCCCUGCAAACUCACAGAUUACAAGCUCCAGCAUUCCUGAGCAUCGCCCCUUGACUGACUGGUGGCCCCUGCUACAUCCAUCUCUGUGCCUGCAGGUGACAAAGUUAAUCCCUACAAUCCCAUGAGCUCUAUAUUUGGCCCUAACACCACUCUACUCUACCGGUUGCAGUACCUAGUGUGCACCCAUGGGUGGCACUGUUACAACUGUAGUCUAUGGUCAUUCACUGCUGGAUCUGGUCAAGUCCUUGAUUGCUGGAGUCUGCUAUCAUGGCCGGGUCCAACACUGCAUCAGAAAAGGGUUUACUGAUGAAUCGGUGUGGUAGUCGCCUGCGCAGAGUUUACAGCUGACAGAUGGUGAUUCGGAGCAGUCGUUGCCUGCACAGGGUUUUCAGAUGACAUGAUGAAUCUGUGCGGCCGUCGCCUGCGCAGGGUUUACAGUUCACACACAGUGAAUUGGUGCGAUUGUCACCUGCGCAGGGUUUACACCUGACAGGUGGUGAAUUGGUGCAGUUGUCGCCUGUGCAGGGUUUACAGCUUACACAUGGUGAAUCGGUUUGGUAGCCGCCUGCACAGGGUUUACAGCUUGCACACAGUGAAUCGAUGGAGUUGCCACCUGCGCAGGUUUUCCUGGUGACACACAGUGAAUCGGUGCGGUCGUCACCUGCGCCUAGUUUACAGUUUACACACAGUGACUUGGUGUGGUAGUCGCUUGCACAGAGUUUACAGCUGACAGAUGGUGAAUCGGUGCAGUAGUCGCCUGCGCAGGGUUUACAGCUGACACACAGUGAAUCAGAGCAGUAGUCGCCUGCACAGGUUUUACAGCUUGCACACAGUGAAUCAAUGCAGUUGCCGCCUGCGCAGGGUUUACAGGCGACACAGUGAAUCUGUGCAGUUGGCGCCUGCGCAGGGUUUACAGCUGACACUCCAUUCAUCUGCUGUGUUUCAACUUUGUGUUUGCCACCAAACAACCCGAGCAGAUGAGCUGCUGCCCUCUGACUGCCUGUGAGGGGCCCCAGCGCGUCAGAGGUCGGGUCUUAAUCCAGGAUGUUAGUCCAGCAGCCUCUGUAUAAAUGCUAUUCUACUUCUGAGGUUCUGCACCUGUGUCUCUGUUCAGCUGGAAAGUGGGAGGGGUCAGCGCCAGACACGCCCAUUAUUUAUCUAAUAUUUAUUUUACACAUCAUUGACAGUGUAUCCUGAGGCCAAUGACAGGCGACCCUCAGUACUAACGAGGCGGCUCUUAAUAACUGCGCUUAAGUCACCAGACAGCAGCAGAAUAGCGAGCGCAGCUCUGGAGGAGAAGACAUGAUAUUACAGCAAAAUAGUGAGUGCAUCUCUGGAGGAGAAGACAUGAUAUAUUACAGCAGAAUAGCGAGCGCACCUCUGGAGGAUAAGACAUGAUAUAUUACAGCAGAAUAGCGAGCGCAGCUCUGGAGGAGAAGACAUGAUAUUACAG